Molecule: messenger RNA, 447 nt
Organism: Miniopterus natalensis
Lineage: Eukaryota; Metazoa; Chordata; Mammalia; Chiroptera; Miniopteridae
Product: lysozyme C, milk isozyme-like
Molecular function (GO): lysozyme activity
Source: RefSeq, a predicted model, not a curated record
AUGAGGUCAAUUCUGAUCAUCUCCCUCCUCAGCUGCUUCUUUGCAGCUCACAAUGCCAAAGUCUUCUCCAAGUGUGAGCUGGCCCACAAGCUGAAGGCCCAGGGAAUGGAUGGCUUCCAUGGCUACAACCUGGCAAACUGGGUCUGCAUGGCUCAGUAUGAGAGUGACUUCAACACCCAGGUCGUUAAUAAAAAAAACGCCAAUGGCAGUAGUGACUAUGGGCUCUUCCAGCUGAACAACAAGUGGUGGUGCAAAGACAACAAGUAUCCCUCAGCAAAUGCUUGCAACAUAAUGUGCAGCAAAUUCCUGGAUGAUGACAUCAAUGAUGACAUCAGGUGUAUAAAGAGAGUUGUGAGAGAUCCUAACAGGAUGUCUGCUUGGAAGGCCUGGGUAAGUCACUGCAAAAACAAGGAUUUGUCCCAAUACCUGGCCGGCUGUAACCUGUGA